AUGCCCUACUUCACCACCGCCGAAGAAUGGCUUGAGCAGUCCAAGCUCCUGCUUGAAGCCAGACCGUCGACCACGCGCACCACCACCAAAUAUUCCAUCAAACCCGCCCGACGACCCCGCAAAGAGGCCAAACCCGACGAAGAGGCCAGACCACCCCGUGGCUCCCUCGUGUUCAAGACAUACGACCCGGCGAGCGGCGUCGUCCUCAAGUACCGCACCAGCAAGGCCGCCGAGGUUUCGCGACUCAUCCACUCGAGCCUGGGUAGACUAAGUAGGGGCAUGGCCGGUGUGCCGGAGCCGCCUGCCGAGGAGGCAAUGCCAGAUGCGCCUACCGCGACUGAUGCUGGAAACGGGGACUCGGCGGCGGCUUCACAAGCACAACCACAACAACCAGUGGGAGGUGGCGGUGGCAAGAAGAAAAAGAAGGGCAAGAAAUAG
Molecule: messenger RNA, 438 nt
Organism: Clonostachys rhizophaga
Lineage: Eukaryota; Fungi; Ascomycota; Sordariomycetes; Hypocreales; Bionectriaceae
Source: the annotation of a GenBank genome assembly